CCAGCGUUUCACUGAGAAGUAGCUCCUAGAAUGGGCUGAUGCACAGAUGCCCAGUUUUACCAGAUGUUUGCUAAUUGUUGCUGGCUAGUCUGAUGGAGCUGAAUGUUGCGUUUUUCUCAGUUGUAUGGUUUCCAUGGGAAUUAAAUGAUUUCUCAAAUAUGCAUAAAAGAAUCAAAGCAACACUUCAGGUAUAUUUUUGAUAAGGGAAUAACAUUAAAACAUGAUGUAAAGCUUAAAAAAAAUUCWGGUAAUAUCCAGAAUCAUUUCUCUUCUGGGCCAGACAUAAGUAAGGGCUUAAAGGGGCAGUAGCCCAGGACCUCAAUUGUUGGGGGAGCCCCAAAACAUUCCUUUUUCUUUUUCUUUUUUUUUUAAUGAAUGUGUUGUAAUUUAUAUAAAACUCAUAGGCCCAUAUUAAGCAAACUGUGUUAAUAUUUUAAGAUUUUGAUGAAUGUAAACAAUUCUCAAAUAUUUGAAAUUGAUGAAGUUAUGAAACAAUGUUGUGGGGGAACAGCAUGGAGCCUAUUAAGCCUAUCAUGUAUCAAUUCAUACCACCUCAUGGAUUUGGCUACCUGUUAAUGGAUUGUAAUUUGUAUUAGCAGAAGAAUUUUUCUGGGCUCCUGCCCAAAACUGGCUCCAGCUCCUGGGCCUGCCAUGUAAAUCCGGCGCUGUUCCUCCUCCAUACAUGUUGUGUGUAAAGACAUCCAGAGAGUACAGCUCUCCCAGUUUUUGACGAGCAUGUUAAAAUCUUCUGCAGGAAACUGUAAGCAGGCUUCAAAACUCUUUUUCUUCAUCAGUGGAGUGUUGUGCAGUGAGCGUGAAUAGAGGCAGUUUAGCACAUUUUCUUUUUUUCUUUUGUGGGAAAAAAGAAAUCCUUACUGUUUCCAGAUCCUUGUGAAGCUCUCGCUCUUUGUCUACUCUUCCUCUGACAGAAAUACCCAGCUGAAGCUAGUCUAUAGGGAAGUUUUCUUCUUUCCCCCUUCUGAAUUGCAGCACAUUAAGAAGUUUAAAAAUCCAACUAUAAACAAUCCAACUAUAAACUGUCAUGAACAGUAAGACUUUUUUGUGAAGGUUUUUUUUAAAACUAAUCAUAACCAAGUUUUUUUUUUUCUUUACAUAACUAAUUGUAAACACCAGAAGAAAAGAAGCCAAAUCUGAGCGCCUGAAACAUGUUUGACACAAACACCUCACCUGUUAUGACUUCUGGUGAACAGAGCUGAAUUAUCAGGGGGCUGAGGCUCAGUCGGCUCUCCACCAAUCAGAUCACACAUCUCCUCUCCCCUGACACUGGACACAUGGAACAGGUCCAUCCCUCUCCUCUGUGGCUGUAGCUUCACUCGUCUUCUCCUGGAUAUCUGAAGCUGACAUCUUGGUUUUGGAUUUGUUUCACACUCAGUUUUCUGUUUAUUUUUUUGCUCUGUCGAACACGGAGCUCACAGAGGAUUUCCAACCGGCAGUGGCUUCUGUGCGUCUCCUCUCCUGUUUGUUCGCCCCCAAGAGGCCCUGAUCUCCGGGCGAUGGAAGCUCUGACAAAGAGAGGCCAUGGCAACUUUCCCCAGAGGAGAGCCUCCCCGAUGCCACAGGGAGUCGGGUGCAGAGAGCCGCCGACACCAGAGACGGAUCCGCCUCUGGCAACAGCGACGGAGGAACCGGGCCAAGCGGUGGAAAAUUUCACCAUUUCUGGAUUGGGCCAGUUGGAAAACUGGUCCAGGACAGAAAAAAAUCGAGCAUCUUCUUCUGGGAAACUGGAAACUCAAGUUGACAAAAGUGUCAAACAUUUACUGAAGACGAUGAGGAUUCAUCCAGAAGCCCAGAGGAUUCUGGGUAAUUCCGCCAUUGCUGUUGUAAGUCUGGAGCGCCUGAACUUCCAGAGUGUAUCGUCAUCAUCUCUGCAGCCUGUGGUGUCUCUGGUCCGACUGCCUCUUCAAGCAGAUGUAGUUUCUCUAAACUGUCCUCAACAGAAUGGGUUCAGUCCAACUCAGGAAGACAUCUUGGAAGUCAACGAAGGCCCGCCCCAGUCUGAUGAGUGUCAGGUAGAAACCAUGUCCGCAUGCUGGACUGAACCGUACUGUCCCGAAGGUUCACCAUACGGAGAACCAGAGCAAGACUCGGGCUUUGACUGUGAAUCCAACCCGGAUCAGCCUUACAUCCUUCUGGAUUCCGGGUCGGAUGAUGGGAGAAGCGAAACGGAAACCUUCUACUUGGACCCAGACGCGAAGCAGGCCGUGGUGAUGGAACUGGACCCGGAGGCGGAGGCGAACCGGGAUCUGUGCCUGCAGCUGGAGGACGACCCUGAUGUUAAAUGCGAAGCCGACGUAUUUGAAACGGAGCUCAGUGAAGACGGAAGCACCGACCUCUGUUGCCUGACCAAACUGGAGUCAGAAUCCGGAGCUGGGACUGAACAGACGGAGGAGAGUGAAGAUUUUUGUGCCGUUUGUAUGAACGGCGGAGAGCUGCUGUGCUGUGACCGCUGCCCGAAAGUCUACCACCUGGAUUGUCAUGUACCUUCUCUCAUUAGCUUCCCAGUAGGAGACUGGGUGUGUACGCUGUGUAGAACUGACAAGGACCCUGUGGAGAACACACACCCCUGUGGGGCGGUCAGAGUGCCUUACACACUGUCCGACCAGGACCAGAGAAGGUGUGAGAAGCUGUCUCUCCUGCUGUACUGUCACCCCCUCAGCGUUCCAUUCCACGAUCCCGUCAGUCCGCUGGCUCGAAACUACUAUCAGAUCAUCAAGAGGCCCAUUGACCUGUCAGUGAUCCGAAGGAAACUGGACAAAUUCAACACCCUGCAUUACUUCACAGCGGAGCAGUUUGUCGACGACAUCUUGCUGAUGUUCAAGAACUGCGCUACUUUCAAUUAUCCAGACUCGGAGGUGGCCCAGGCCGGCCGGACCCUGGAGGUGUUUUUCCUCAGCAGUCUGAAGGAGGUUUUCCCAGAGCGGACGUUCCCGUCGGCCAGCCAGGACAGGAUGAACAAAGCUCGCAACCGGUGGCUCAGCAGGAAGAGGAGACAUGUCUUCAGUGGAAGGAAAUUCUACCUAUAGACUAUCUACAUGUCUUCUGUUUUCAUUUAGUUUUCUAACAUAUGUCAGCAAGCUUGAACAACAACAUAGCUAAAGAUGGGCCUCGUUUGGACUGGACUCACUCAUUUGUCAGCUGUUAUUUAUAAUUUUACAAGAAAAUGUAGUAGACUGUCUUCUCUGCUUAACAGGAAGGUCAGUUUAUGUUACAAAUGAACUAUAUUUUUCUACUUUGGGAGAUAAAUCUGUCCUUUAGACUUUUCAACAAGAUUGGUUCAAUCAGCUGUUUGUCCAGUCUUGACCAACACCAUGCUUCUGUUAUUGUUGAAACUUGUUCUUGGUGAAUACAGAUCACUGUCAUUGAUCUGUAUCAGUGACAGUGAUACUAAUAUUUCCAUUUCAGGCUGUAAAUAUUAAAAAUUUGAGUUAUUGUGGGGGCAAUUAAAGGUUCGGUUGUCCAUGAUUGUUAAAUGGGUUAAGUUGUCCUCAGCUUGAAAAAGUGGUGUCAGAGCAAUGGAGGUUAAAUAUACUGCUUAA
Poecilia reticulata (guppy) is the source of this 3557-nucleotide messenger RNA. Lineage: Eukaryota; Metazoa; Chordata; Actinopteri; Cyprinodontiformes; Poeciliidae. The record is from RefSeq and is a predicted model, not a curated record.